AUGGAGCAAAUUCAACAGCUGAAACGCCGCACAACAGACCUCCUCCAGUCACUUCCGGAGACGCUCUCGCCGACCAAGACCACGUUCGGCAAUAUCUUCUCGUCGUCCCAGUCCGCUGCCCCACAGGAUGACUCCCUAAAGGGCACCUGGCAGCGCGUCGCCAUUCCAUCGCUGCCCCGCUCUUCGUCCUCUAUCAAUGUCAUUGCCGGCACCGCUUACGUCUUUGGCGGCGAAAGCGUCAAUGCGCGCAAGCCCGUCGACAACGUCAUGCACGCACUGGUCCUGCCGACGGGCAGCGCUUCGGCCGACUACUAUACCAUCAAGGCGGCGCCGGCCAAGAAGCCGGCGGUACCCGAGGCGCCCAAGCUGACCAUCUCGGAGCCGCCGCCGGAGUCGGACCCUGUCGCCAUUGUCGAGCCGCAGUUGGUGACACCGGACAGCACAGUCAGCGGUGAGGAGGCGGAGACGGCGACCACAGCCACUGGCAGCGAGGGACAGGGGGAGGCGGCCGAGGCGAUCGGCCUCGACAGCAAGGACGCCAAAGGCAAAGGCAGGGUCACCGAACAGGACUCGACGGGUGCCGUCGACGAGAUCCCGCUGCCGGGCCCGGCGCUGGGCGAUGUGCCGUCACCGCGUGUCGGGCACGCCACGGCCGUCAUUGGCAACCGCAUCUUCUUGUUUGGCGGCCGGGGCGGGCCGGACAUGAAGCCGCUCGAGGAGCGUGGCCGCGUGUGGGUGUUUGACACCAAGACGCAUACCUGGAGCUUCCUGGACCCGCUGGCCCCGUCGGCGCCGGUGCCGCUCCAGGCCGUGCCCGAGACGGGCCACGCAGCCACAGUGGCCACGACGGCGGCGGCGCCCUCGUCGGUCAACCGCCCCAUCUUCCCCGAGGCCCGCAGCUACCACGCGGCGACGGCCUCUGAUCUGCCGGCCAGCGCCGACGACCCGCUCUCGUCGUCCUUUGCCAAGCGCGGCCGUGUCAGCAGCUGGAAGGAGUGGGUCGAGGGUGACAUGGCCGAGGUGGGCACGCCGCAGCGGCCCAUUGUGGGCAACAUUGCCGCGCGCGCCCGCGACGCCGACAGCGACGGCUAUGGCACGUUCAUUGUGCACGGCGGCUGCCUGGCGAGCGGUGGCCGCACCAACGACCUGUGGGCCUUUGACGUGCGCACGCGUGUGUGGCAGGCGCUGCCGUCGGCGCCUGGCCUGCCCCGCGGCGGCACGUCCAUCUGCAUCAGCCGCAACCGGCUGUACCGCUUUGGCGGCUUCAACGGGUCGACCGAGGAGGGCGGGCGCCUUGACUUUUUGCAGCUGGAGCUGAACACGCUGACGGACACGAGCGUCGACAACGCCGACGUCACCCUGGCUGCCAAGGGCGCCUGGCAGAGCAUUGUCGCCGAGACCAGCCCCGUCGUGUCCAACACGGCGUCGGUCGCUGCCGACUCGGCCGCGGCCGAAGAGGCGACGGCCGGGCGUGACAGCGAUGCUGCGCCGCUGGUUUCGGGCGCCACCUGGCCCGGCGACCGCUCCGUCUCGAGCCUCGAGACCAUCUCUGCGGGCGGCGGCUGGGAGUACCUGGUGCUGGCACUGGGUGAGCGCACGCCGAGCGGCACGGGCCACGAGGCUGCCGGCACGUUUUGGCGCGACGUCUGGGCCUUCCAGGUGCCCUCGGACAACUUUAGCGCGGCCAGCGUGUCCAAUGCCGUGCGCUACGUGCUGCCGCGGCGGCUGUUUGGCGGCGCCUCGGGCGCCGGCGAGGGCCGCUGGUCGCGCGUGGUGACGGCGCCCUACGACGCGGAUGACGACACGGCGGGCGAGGGUCCAGAGUUUGGCCCGGAGGCGCGCGGCUGGAUCGCGAGCUCGCGGAUUGGCGAGCUGGAGGAGAACGGCAUUGUCAUCUUUGGCGGCCUGAACGAGAAGAACCAGCGGCUGGGCGAUGCCUGGAUUUUCCGUCUGGGUGCCGAUACGCGCGAGUAA
Molecule: messenger RNA, 1974 nt
Organism: Sporothrix brasiliensis 5110
Lineage: Eukaryota; Fungi; Ascomycota; Sordariomycetes; Ophiostomatales; Ophiostomataceae
Product: kelch repeat protein
Exons: 1
Coding region: 1-1974 (657 amino acids)
Molecular function (GO): protein binding
Source: RefSeq, a predicted model, not a curated record